Cladophialophora immunda is the source of this 1379-nucleotide messenger RNA. RefSeq lists its product as uncharacterized. NCBI's taxonomy places the organism in Eukaryota, Fungi, Ascomycota, Eurotiomycetes, Chaetothyriales, Herpotrichiellaceae. Gene Ontology annotation, cellular component: fungal-type vacuole; plasma membrane. The record is from RefSeq and is a predicted model, not a curated record. Bases 111 to 1082 code for a protein of 323 amino acids. The transcript has 3 exons.
CGAAUCACACAAAUAUCUCUUUAUUCUUUUUGUCCUUCGAUCACUGGGGCGUUCAUCUGAUAUCGCUUCUCGGGUGUGGUCUCUGACCACCUGAGGCCGGCAAAAAAACAAUGCCUUCCAACGCUACAACACACCACGCCCGUCGCUUCUGCACCGAAAUCACCCCCGACUGCCCCCUCGAACUCACCACAUAUGGAUACUACCCCAAUCUCGGCGUGAACUCGUUCUUCAUUGCUCUCUUCGGCCUCUGCAUGGUGCUGCAGUUGGGUCUCGGCACGUGGAGGCGGACAUGGACAUACUUGAUCGUCGUCGCCGUCGGCUGUUUCGGUGAGGCGGUGGGAUAUAUUGGCCGGCUGAUCAUGCAUCACAACCCGUGGAGCGGUGCUGGGUUCAAGACGCAAAUCUGCUGCCUGGUGCUCGCCCCAAGUUUCCUCGCCGCGGGGAUCUAUGUCACCUUGAAGCAUUUGGUCAUAUACUGUGGAGCCGAGAACUCGAGACUGAAGCCUAGACUGUACCCUUGGAUCUUCAUCGGCUGUGAUUUUGGGUCAAUCGUGCUCCAGGCCAUCGGGGGUGGCGUGGCAGCCGGGGCAGGCGACCGUGAUGCGAAUCCCAAACUGUUGGACGCGGGCAAUGGGUUGAUCGUGGCGGGCAUUGCAUUCCAGGUGGCAACCAUGGGUGUCUGUGGGCUUCUCAUGAUCGACUACUACAUCCGCUUCCAUCGUGCGAAGAAGGCCAAGUCGCAAGCGACGGUGGAGAGCGAGUACGAGAAAAAUCUGUCCUCGCCGAGCGCGUCGCGCAACUUUCGGAUUUUCUGCUUUGCCAUUGGGCUGGCCUUCACCACCAUCUUUAUCCGUUGCAUCUACCGUCUACCCGAGAUGGCAGGAGGCUGGGGAGGGCCUCUGAUGAGAAUCGAGACCGAGUUCCUGAUCCUUGAUGGAAUGAUGGUGGGCAUUGCCUGUGUCCUCCUGACCGUCUUUCAUCCCGGGUUCUUUUUCGAACCGAUGAGGAAAUUCAAGAGGGCGAACUCUAAUAAUGCAGAGCCCGUGGAGGAGCAGCCCGAGACGGUAGAGAGCAAGUCUUAGGGAUUCCCACUUGCCACUUUCCCAGGGUCAUGAUCUCAGACGUAUAUAUUUCGACAUAGAUAUAGAAUGAUAGAUUGGACACAUGACGUGAUGGGAUACCGAAUUCUUGUGCAUCGAGGGCGACCGCAGGCACCGACACCAGAGCUUUUCGGCCGCAAAGGAUGACGCUUCUCUCCGCAUUAUCCAGGGGCCUCGGCCUUAUAUUGAUGCCGAGCUUAUGGAUAUGCCUCGCGAAGAACUGGGCCAUGCGAAUCUGAUACCAUCAGGGGUCCCUCCCUAUAUAGCGCACGCUGCUGG